CUUUCCAUCCCUAUAGGUCGCUAUAAAGGAGUCCCGGAGAAAAGCACUUCUGGGAAGCGUUCCUUCAUAGAAGAGCAUCUCACAAGGCAAACAAGCCCUGUUGUUAAAUAAGGAAAUCCUGCAAGUGAGCGCUCAGAAAGGGUGAAGAUGACCUCCACUGCAGAUCGACUGGCCCACCAGCAGCAGAGGGCGGAGGGCAUCGGCACCAACCAGAACCCAGUGAAGUUUUGCGGUCAGGACUAUGAGGCACUGCGGCAGCAGUGUCUGAGCAGGGGACGCCUGUUUGAGGAUGACAGCUUUGGUGCCGAGAGCAAGUCACUCGGCUACAAUGAGCUGGGGCCAUACUCAUCCAAGACAAGGGACAUUGUUUGGAAGAGGCCAAUGGAGCUAUGUUCAAACCCAAAGUUCAUUGACGAUGGAGCCACAAGGACGGAUAUUUGUCAGGGAGCAUUAGGGGAUUGCUGGCUUCUGGCUGCCAUUGCUUCUCUAACUCUGGACCAGCGGAUCCUUGGACGGGUGGUUCCCACUGGUCAGAGCUUCACUGAGGAUUACGCUGGGAUAUUUCACUUUCAGUUUUGGCAGUAUGGUGAGUGGGUGGAUGUCGUGAUAGAUGAUCGCUUACCCACCAGAGACGGGAAGCUUCUCUUUGUUCACUCAGCAGAGGGCUCAGAGUUCUGGAGCGCUCUCCUGGAGAAAGCUUAUGCCAAGGUGAACGGUUGCUACGAAGCUCUGUCUGGAGGAAACACCAUCGAGGGCUUUGAGGAUUUCACAGGAGGGAUUGCUGAGAUUUACACCUUAAGCAAAGCUCCACCGGAGCUCUUCCAAAUCAUUCGGAAAGCCCUGAGUCUGGGUUCACUGCUGGGCUGCUCGAUUGAUAUUACCAGUGCCUAUGAGACAGAGGCAGUAACCACUCUGAAGCUUGUCAAAGGGCAUGCAUACUCUGUUACUGGUGCAGAAGAGGUCAGCUACCAAGGCAGGGAUGUUCAACUGGUCCGCGUCAGAAACCCAUGGGGAGAAGUGGAAUGGACAGGCCCUUGGAGUGACGGAUCCAAUGAGUGGAAGUACGUCAGUGAGGCUGACAAAUCAAAGUUGAACCACGUGGCGGAAGAUGGAGAGUUCUGGAUGUCCUACUCGGACUUCAUCAAGCACUUCUCCAAGCUGGAGAUCUGCAACUUGACCCCGGAUACGCUGGAAAGCGAUGAGUUUGGCCACUGGAACAACUACCAGUUCGAAGGGAUGUGGAGGGUGGGAUCCACCGCUGGCGGCUGCAGAAACCAUGCAGCCACGUUCCCCUCCAACCCUCAGUUUGUCGUGCGUCUGGAGGAUGUGGAUGACGACCCCCUGGAUGGGGAGGACAGAUGCACCUUCCUGGUGGGGUUGAUGCAAAAGGAUGGACGGCAGAAGAGGAGGCUUAAUGGCGAACUGGAGACCAUCGGCUUUGCCAUUUAUAAGGUUCCAGAUCAGUACAAGGGCUGCAGCAACGUUCGCCUCAGCCCAGACGUGUUGCUGCGUCAGAGAGCCGUGGCGAUGAGCAGCACCUUCAUCAACACCCGUGAAGUGUGCGACCGCUUCAGACUUCCCCCUGGAGAAUACGCCAUCAUUCCCUCGACCUUUCACCCUCAUAAGAACGGCAAAUUUGUUCUCAGGGUCUUCUCAGAGAAAGAGGCCAAUACCAGUCAACUGGAGGAGAAGAUUGAUGCUAAAAUCAAAGAGGAGGAGGUGUCUGAAAGUGACAUUGAUCCUCACUUCAAGAAAAUCUUUAAGGAAGUUUCUGGCAGUGACAUGGAAGUAUCUGCCUUUGAGUUAGUUGGAAUUCUGAACAACAUUGUCUCGUACCGCUCUGACAUCAAGACAGACGGAUUCAGCCUCGAGACGGCGCGUCUCAUAGUCAGUCUGCUGGAUAAAGAUGAAAGUGCCAAGUUGGGGCUGAAGGAAUUCCAUGUUCUCUGGAACAAACUUCAGAAAUACCUGGAGAUCUUCAAGAGCCACGACACAGACUACUCGGGUACAAUGAGCUCCCUGGAAAUGAGAGCCGCCGCUACUAAAGCAGGUUUCAAUGUGAACAGCGCUGUGCUGCAGGCCAUCGUCAAUCGCUAUGCGGAUGCUCAGUUUGCCAUCGAUUUUGACAGCUUUGUGAGCUGCCUCAUUAAGCUGGAAAUGCUCUUCAAAAUGUUUAAGGCCCUGGAGAAAGGAGACUCAGGGAAGAUUGAGCUGAACAUACAACAGUGGAUGUGCCUGGCGAUCAAUUAGCUCUAAGGAUAAGCACAAGACAUAUUCAAGAACAAGGAAGAGAAGAAAAAUAAUAAU
Molecule: messenger RNA, 2307 nt
Organism: Poecilia latipinna (sailfin molly)
Lineage: Eukaryota; Metazoa; Chordata; Actinopteri; Cyprinodontiformes; Poeciliidae
Product: calpain-2 catalytic subunit-like
Exons: 21
Coding region: 148-2250 (700 amino acids)
Biological process (GO): proteolysis
Cellular component (GO): cytoplasm
Molecular function (GO): calcium-dependent cysteine-type endopeptidase activity; calcium ion binding
Source: RefSeq, a predicted model, not a curated record